Messenger RNA from Vicia faba (fava bean), 522 nucleotides. NCBI's taxonomy places the organism in Eukaryota, Viridiplantae, Streptophyta, Magnoliopsida, Fabales, Fabaceae. The record is from the annotation of a GenBank genome assembly.
AUGGCACCAAAGCGCAAGGCUGAGAAAGCUGCAGAACCGGCGGCGAAGUCGGCAAGAGUCACUCGCUCCGCCACGAGACUCACUCGUUCCGGUGCCAGAGGUUCUUCUGUCGCUAACUUUGUCGAGUUACCUAACACUACUAAGAAAUCACCGGCGAAGGCGAAGACUGCUGAGGUUAAGGGUAAGGGGAAAGGGAAAGUGAAAGAAGAAGGUGAAGGCUCUGGAGCUGUGAAAGAAGAUGCCGUCAAGUCUGUCGUCAUCGUUGAGCAUUGCAAGCAGUGCAACUCGUUUAAGACAAGAGCUAUUCAGGUGAAGGAUGGUCUGGAGGGCAGUGAUCUUGAUGUUGUUGUGAAGCUGAAUCCUGACAAGCCAAGGAGAGGUUGUUUUGAAAUCCGUCUGCAAGAUGGAGACAAAACCUUCAUCAGCCUUUUGGACAUGAAACGUCCAUUUCAGCCCAUGAAAGAUCUUGACAUGGACAAGGUCAUCUCGGACAUCAUUGAGGAGUUAUCUAAUGAUAACUGA